Messenger RNA from Rhodofomes roseus, 4494 nucleotides. RefSeq lists its product as uncharacterized. NCBI's taxonomy places the organism in Eukaryota, Fungi, Basidiomycota, Agaricomycetes, Polyporales, Fomitopsidaceae. The transcript is spliced from 7 exons. The record is from RefSeq and is a predicted model, not a curated record. Gene Ontology annotation, molecular function: protein binding. Bases 49 to 4494 code for a protein of 1481 amino acids.
UCGCUGUUGCCCUCUCCCGUGCAGUUUCGCUUUCCCUUCUCAGUCGCCAUGGCUAAGAGGCCUAAGAAGAACAUCUUCAAGUCCUUUCGGCGACAGCCCUCCUCUACGCCUGAGCACAAGUCAAGACCUGCGAGUAAGGGAUUUCAUCGCCUCAUGUCGCUCCUGUGUCGGAGGGGUUCCUCGCCGUCCCCACACAUGCCGAGGUCGCCAAGCCCAUCCCGAAGACAGUUCAGUUCGCAGGCAGUGCGCCCCCGCGCAGACUCACUGCCCGAGCAUUCGGAUGCCCGCUUCCCAGCGGGCGCCUCCGAUUCCGACGCUCCCAGCUCAGGCGACCAGCCUGCCGAUCCAGGCAACGGCGUCGAACCCAGUGCAGCUUAUGAGUCCCCCAGUAGGGCCACGAUAGGCCUAGCUGUGUUCAAGAGCGCGCUGCAAAUCACGGAGAGGGCCGCCGACGUCUUUCCCCCUCUCAAGUCAGCCGUGGGAGGUCUGCUGGGAAUCCUUGACUUGGUCGAGACGGUUGUCGAUGUGCAUGAAAAGUUCAAGCGCAUCACAGAGAAAGUCUCCCUCGUGACGGAGGUGGUUGAGAUGUAUCGAUCUUUGGACUCAGGCCGUCAGGGCGAGAUGAUGAAGUACCUGGACAAGGUCGCGGACGAACUCAACGCAGUGGAGGAAAUCGUACAAAAGAAACAGGAUCGCAAGAUUAGCAAACGCAUAGUUCUUGCGCCAGCCGACGUCGACGAAGUUGAACGACAGUUCCGUGCUGUUGGGGAUGCCACGGACCUUUUCCUUUUGUUAGUCAACGUACGCCACAUUGCGGCAUUGGAAGAGUUGCGUAGGCUUAAUCAGUCAUCGCAUGCAAACUCAGCCAGCCGGAUCCAGUUUGAUUACCUGGACAAGCUGUCUGGGAGUGAGUCGGCCCGCUACGAUGCGAUAGACAUCCCCUUCUGUACCACGGACACCCGCAUUCAGCUCCUCGAAGACGUCUUUACUUGGGCAGCAUGCAACGAGGGCGAGGAUGUACCGUCGAUCUUCUUCCUGAACGGAGUCGCGGGAUCUGGGAAGAGCACUAUUGCGAAGACGUUGUGCGCUUCGUGGAAUCACGCAGGCCGCCUGGGUGCUAGUUUUUUCUGCUCUCGCCGCAAGGCCGAGCAGCGGGAUGUGCGGUCCAUCUUUCGGACACUUGCGUACCUCCUAUCACUGUCUUCACCCUCAUUCGCGGAUGAGGUCGUCAAGGUGCUGCGAGAGAACCCGCUCGCUGCCAGUGCGAACAUCGAGGAGCAGUUUCGUCUUCUGAUCUCCGAUCCAGCGACUGCCGCAUUCACUGCAGUGGGUCCAGUGCCAGUCGUCGUCGUGGAUGCUCUUGAUGAAUGCGAUGACGCGGAUGCGACAGAAAACCUGCUGAAGGUCAUCGUAAAACACGGACGCCAGCUGCCUCUCAAGUUCUUCGUAACUAGCCGGCCCGAGCAUCACAUCAGGACCAUGUUCAGGCAGCCAGGCUCGCGACAUCUACGGCUGCGUGACAUCGAGCGCGAUAUUGUUGACGAAGACAUCCGUAUAUCUCUGACGGCAGAACUGUCCGAUUUUGAAGAUGUUCAGUUGUCUCCCGAGGACAUCAAGAUUCUUGUGGACCGCUCGCAGGGUCUGUUCAUCUAUGCGGCCACGGCAUGCAAAUACAUCAAAGCGCGUGACGUACCAGAGCCUCCGCAGGAGCGGCUACGUGAACUGGUUGCUCCGCAUGCAGAUCAUCCCCCCACCGGUAUUGAUGAGAUGUACGACUACAUCCUUGGCCAAGCUCUUCAGCGCUUGAAUGGCGACCAGUCGACGAGGGUUCUGCGGUGCUUACACGCAGUCGUCUGCGCGCGCAAUCCCCUCUCUGUCCCCGAAUUAGCGCACUUGCUAUGCCUCACCCCUGACCAGGUCCGCUAUGCACUCGUCGCUUUGCAUUCCGUGAUCAACGUCCCCGACCAUGACGAGGAACACGGUCUCCUGACAACAUACCAUGCUUCCUUCCCAGACUAUCUCACUACACGGACGCGGUCUGGAUCAAAGCGAUGGGCGGCAGACACUGGAGCGACACAUCUCGACGUUUUCCUCGGGUGUAACAAGAUCAUGGAGACUGGCCUGUUCUUCAACGUGUCGGGGUGUAGCACAUCGUACGCCAGCAAUGCAAAGCAGCCGUCGCGUCGAGAGCUCCCUUCGUAUCUCGUUUACGCGUGUCGAUUCUGGAUCGAACACCUGACCAUGUCGUCCGUCUCGGAGGAACGAGCGACUCAGGAUGUCUUGGCUUUCUUCGAAAACAAGUUCCUAUACUGGCUGGAGGUGUUGAGUGUUUGUAACUACACAAAUGUAGCGUCUUCACUGAUCGUGAGGCUGGAAGUCUGGCUUCGGGAACAGCAAACCAGACAAAACACGGAAAACGCGGACGUGUCACGAUGUCUGCGGCUUCUGUUGGACGCGAAUGACUUCCUCAUUCGCUUUGGGAUGCCGAUCCACGACAGUGCACCACAUAUAUACAUCUCGGCUCUUGCGUUCACACCUCCAAAGUCGCAGAUCAGCCAGGUAUAUCUCGCUCUACUGGAGCGUCGAUUGAAGGUGGAUACUGCGGAACGGCUCACACCAUUACCCCUCCUGGAGAUACACGAGCAUCGCCGCUGGACAUCACAGUUACCACAUUGGCGAGCGCUAGCCUUCUCAGCUGACAGCAGCUACAUCCUGUCUGCUGCAGAUGACAACCUCUGCCGCUGGGAUGCAAGGACAGGGGAGUCAAUUGGCCAGCCGCAGCAGGGACCUGACAUUCCGCAUUCUCGCCUCGCGCUCUCACCGGACGGAUCUCGCGCUGUAUCCUGGUCCGAGAGUACUGGCUGUGUCUGGGACACUACAUUGGAUCACCCCAUUGGACGGUCGCUCAAAGUACCUACGGAUGCCACAUCCGUAAGCUUGGUUGUGUUCUCGCCCGAUGGCAAGUGCGUCGCCGCAGCCGGUAUCACAAUGGCGGAAGGCCGUGACUCGGUCAUUUGUAAAUGGGACGCAGCCACGGGUGACCCCAUCGGCCAACCGCUUGAACUGGCAGGAUCGGCGCUCAAAGGCUGGCUUUCAUUGAUUGCAUUCGCGCCCGAUUACAAGCGCAUCGCUGCGACAUAUCCCCGUGACAAUCUUGGCCUUGGAAAGUUGACCUUGUGGGACGCAGAGACUGGCGCUGCAAUUGUAGAAGAAUUCGCAGACGUGAAUUCAGCCGUCUUCUCACCAGACAGCGCAUUCGUUGUGUACGGGGAACUCGGGGGUGCUAUCCAUGCCAGGGACGCGGAGACUGGUGAUGCAAUCGGACAGCCGCUCAAUGGACACACAAUGACAGUAUGCUCGCUCGCAUUCUCGCCGGAUGGCAAGUUCGUUGCGUCCGGGUCGGCUGAUACCACGGUUCGCGUCUGGUCGUUCGAGCAUGGCAGACUUGGUGUUCAUCGGGUGCUGAAGGGACAUACAAGCUCGACCGAAUCGGUCGUCUUCUCGCCGGAUGGUCACUUCCUUGCAUCCACCUCGGAUGACGGGGACAUCUGUAUCUGGGAUGUAGCCCAGACUACUACAGGGGACGCAGUUUCAAUUGGCGAGCCGCCCGGGCACACUGACGCAGUGGGGUCGGUCGCAUUCUCGCCGGACGGCAGACAGGUUGCAUCUGCAUCGUGCGACGGAACUGUUCGUGUCUGGGAUGCAGAUACGGGCGCUGCAGUCGGAGAGCCGCUGCUGGGACGAGGUCAUGAAUACACGUUGAAAUCCACCACGUUCUCGCUGGAUGGCAGGCUCGUUGCAGCCUCCUUCUACGAUGACACCAUUCAGGUUUGGGAGACAGACACUGGUACCCGUGUUGGGCCGCUGCUCAAGGUAGACAAACGGGGUGGGGAUUGCAUCGCGUUGUCGCCCGAUGGCAAGCUCCUUGCGUAUAGCUCCGAUUAUUCGGUGCGUGUUCGCAUUUGGAAUACCCAUAUCGAGCAGUCAUGCAUGGACCACACACACACGGUGACGUCACUCGCGUUCUCGCCCGACGGAAAGCACCUCGCGUCCGCGUUUUAUGACGGAACGGUUCGCGUCUGGGAUGCUCAGACAGGUGCUCUGGUCCUACCGCCUCUCACAGGACACACGGAUACGGUGUGGUCAGUCGCAUUCUCGCCAGACGCUCAGCACAUCGCAACUGGUUCAGGGGACAAGACUGUCCGUAUCUGGGACGUGACCGUCGGGGCAUCGCAUGCACCCAAGAUCGUAACGGGAUCCGAUUCACCCUCCCUUGUCGAUCUCUGGGAGUCGCAUGUUGCGGAGUUCGAUAGGGGGUACGACGGAUGGAUCGUCGGCCCUCAUGAAGAGCUCUUUCUUUGGAUUCCCCCAGGAUAUCGCACUGGCUUGUUGUGGCCUCGCAUGACUGCAGUCAUAGGCGUACAUCCCGUUCGUCUCGACCUCCGCCAGUUCGCGCAUGGCUCGACAUGGACAGAGUGUUGGGGCUCGGCGUAA